CCUUCGUUAAAUACAAAACAAGUUGUCGGUGUGCACGCAUAACGGCACCAUUAACAUUCGGUUGCGCCAGCAGCACCACUUUGCCUUCCCACACAGAAAGGCAAACAACGCCUGCAUUGCUUUACUAAUCGCAUACUGCAUUCAAGUGUCAAGUCGUCAGUUGUCGGCCCAUGCCCUGCGAGCGUAUGUGUGUGUAGUUAGCACUGGGCAGCAUUGGCGUAUACGCAACAUAACAUAAUUGGCGGUGCGCAUAUCUACGAGUACAUAAAACAUUUACACGUACGCGGAAAUUACAUUUGUUAGACAUUGAAGAUGGCUUGUCCGUUCUUUCGACGCAGCGAUUCACUGUCGCGCCAGCCAUCGGUUUGUGCAGAAACGACUAACAACACUUGGCUGUUGGAGGAUGAGGAGCAACCAGAUGAUGCGUUGACCCUGACGCAUUUGCAAAUGGCCAUACAGCUGCUCACAGCACCAUCGAAUGCCGAUCUCAAUACCGCUGUUACAGCGCUCAUCGCCAAGUACAGCCAUAGUUGGCCGAAGAUUUCAAAGUUGCGCAUUGAUUUGGACACUCUGAAAAGUGUUCCCAACUAUGAUUACUUAACCGACAUUCAGGAAAUAUUGUUGGAAAUGGAUGAAUCGAGCGCCAGUGAAAUUCUGGUGUUGCUCGGCGAGGAGCUGAUCACUUCGUGCUGCACUGGCAUUAUAGAGCGCGCUUUUCGUUGCCUCGGCACUGACCUGCAAGAGUUUCUCGGUUCGUUGGAUGGCGUUUACGAUGUGCUCAAGCUGCAAGAGGAGGACGUCACUGACACCGGUUUCGUGUGCGCCGGCGAUGGUGAGCUAAUAUUCACCUCCGAACGUCCCGUAAUCGCUUGGCUGCUACUCGGCUCACUAAAGGCUUUGAUGCGUAUGCUGUUCAACGUGCAGGUCAAUAUCAAAAUAGAGCCUGUCGAAGGCGAUUCGCGGCGUUACCGUUAUCUAUUUUCACUAGUCAAGGAGUACACCGGCUCAUCGAUGCCAUUGCACAGCAGCCAUGUUGAGGUGGUUAAAGUGCCGUGCAAACUGCCGGCACAGCGACAUAAUUCAAGUAAGGCCGCCGAUUUGGCAAUGAAUUCGCAUACCUUCUGUAAGGCGUUCCCUUGGCAUUUCAUAAUGAACGAGAAAUUGGAACUGAUGCAGUUGGGACGCGGUUUCAGUAAACUAUAUAAGCCACAUAUGGCUGAACACGGCUGUUAUGCCACAACUUAUUUCGAUUUUAAGCGGCCAAAAGGUUUGACCUUGAAAUUUCGCGAUAUUGCACGCCGUACAUAUACACCCUUUUUGAUUGCUCUAAAGAGUCCACCCAAUGUCACUGAGUUCACAGCGAAGGAGCUGGAGAUCAAAGGCCAAAUGGUACAUUGUCCCGAAUCCAAUUCGUUGCUCUUCAUGGGCUCACCAUUCCUCGACGGUCUGGAUGGACUCACUUGCAAUGGGCUUUUCAUAUCGGACAUACCGCUGCACGAUGCCACACGCGAAGUCAUUCUAGUGGGUGAGCAGGCACGUGCCCAGGAUGGUCUACGUCGUCGCAUGGACAAGUUGAAAAGCUCGAUUGAGGAGGCAAAUGCCGCAGUUGCCAAGGAGCGUAAAAAGAAUGUCAGCUUAUUGCAUCUCAUAUUCCCAGCCGAGAUUGCCGAGCGUUUGUGGUUGGGUGCCAGUAUCGAUGCUAAGACCUAUCCGGAUGUGACCAUACUUUUUAGUGAUAUUGUCGGCUUCACGAGUAUUUGCUCGCGUGCUUCACCCUUCAUGGUGAUCAAUAUGCUGGAGAGUUUAUAUAAAGAUUUCGACGAAUUUUGCGAUCUCUUCGAUGUCUACAAAGUGGAGACUAUUGGCGAUGCCUACUGUGUGGCAAGUGGCUUGCAUCGUGCUUCGAUCUAUGAUGCACACAAAGUGGCAUGGAUGGCAUUGAGGAUGAUCGAAGCUUGUGGCAAGCAUAUAACGCAUGAUAAUCAGGAAAUCCAAAUGCGCAUCGGCCUGCAUACAGGCACCGUAUUGGCCGGAGUGGUAGGCCGUAAAAUGCCGCGUUACUGUCUCUUCGGGCACAACGUAACCAUAGCCAAUAAGUUCGAGUCAGGCAGCGAGGCAUGCAAAAUCAACGUCAGCCCAACAACAAAGGAUUGGCUAGUCAAAUAUCCUGGCUUAGAGUUCGAUUUAAAAGCACGCGAUCCUUCUUGUCUACCCAAAGAAUUUCCCGAUACCAGCGGCGAUAAGACAUGCUACUUCCUCGAAGGUUAUUGCCAUCCAACAUUGGGCGAUGAAGUGCCAUUGGAGCAACACAUCAGUGAGGCGUUGAAGUCCAUUGCGGAACAAUAAAGAGCGUAAAAACAAAUAUGGGUUUUGAAAAAGCUCACUCCUUAUAAUUACAUAAAAGAUAUAUUUUUAGCAAACAAUAAGCUGGCAUUAAGGUGUCACUCAAGAAAAUACACUCUGAAUAUUACAAAUAUAUAAAAUGUUGGUUGCUCCUCAAUAUGCACAACCAUUUUUGAGCUGUUCAAUAAUAAAUAACUCAAUAAUUCGUGGCCAUAGCCCAAAUAACAAGCAUA
Messenger RNA from Anastrepha ludens (Mexican fruit fly), 2576 nucleotides. It is a transcript of the gene Gycalpha99B, whose product is annotated as head-specific guanylate cyclase. Gene Ontology annotation, molecular function: guanylate cyclase activity; heme binding. The record is from RefSeq and is a predicted model, not a curated record. Lineage: Eukaryota; Metazoa; Arthropoda; Insecta; Diptera; Tephritidae. The transcript is spliced from 9 exons. Bases 313 to 2346 code for a protein of 677 amino acids. Gene Ontology annotation, biological process: cGMP biosynthetic process; response to oxygen levels. Gene Ontology annotation, cellular component: guanylate cyclase complex, soluble.